This is a messenger RNA of Cooperia oncophora, 636 nucleotides long. Lineage: Eukaryota; Metazoa; Nematoda; Chromadorea; Rhabditida; Trichostrongylidae. The record is from the annotation of a GenBank genome assembly.
UUGAAUCACUCGAAGAUCGGUCGAUGUGCUUUUCAGGGUACGCAUAGAGUUCACCUGUCAGUAUCAGCUUCGAACGGCGACGUCAUAGGCAUAGGAAGUCAGAGCUUCGAGGUGCGCUCGUUGUGGUUGGCUGUCAUCGGGGAUUCAUUUGCAUCCGGUGAAGGGAAUCCGGAUAUUUACCAACACGACGGCACAAGCGCUCGAUGGCUUGACGAGCAAUGCCAUCGGUCAUCAAAAUCGUUCGCCGCACAGGUGUUCGAACAGAUCGCCGCUGUACGGCCACAGACGUAUCUUACAUUUUUGGCUUGUGCUGGAGCGACCGUUGAAAAUGGGAUCUUGAAGUCGGAAAGUGGAGCAGACAGCCAGCUGGCAACGUUGGAAAGUAUCGCCACACUGAGAGGUCGUGGUCCAGACGUGGUGAUUUUGUCCACAGGAGGCAAUGAUAUCGGUUUCUCAGACAUCAUCAACGCUCUAGUCCAUGAGAACGCCAGAUUCGACAUCAGUCUGAUGGAUAUGAGUUUUCAACAUCCCUCAUUGCAAAAAGCUCUCGCUGAUACACUCGCGUUCAAGAAGAUCAUUCCUAUUGGUGACGAUAGCGAUAUGCCAUUCCGAUGUGGGAGCGCCAAGAAAUGCUAG